UUGAGUUUCUAUUUUGGUAAAAUUGACUUAAUAAUACCCUUACUGUUAAAUUCUAUAAACGGUGUUAACUUUCUUACAAGCUUAUAUUGAAUCCUUCCCUUCUCCUUUUUCCGGUGACAUAUCUCCCUUCAGCAUCUUUCGAGUAAAGGAAUCUCCUUUCUUCUUUCUGGACCAGCACACAAAGAUAAAAACAAAGAAAACUACAAGAGCAACAGAAGCAGCAACAAUAAUAACCCAAAACAGUUUCACUGUGUUUGGAAGACUUGGAAUGUGAAACUGUUUUGAGAGAGACAGUGUUUCCCACAAAAGCCGAGUUUGGAGACCUGUGGAGAGAAAGAGGGAUUUGGCCAGAAAGCGAGUUGUUGGCGAGAUUGAUGGUAGUUAGGUGAGUAAAAUUGGAGAGGAAGAGAGGAAUGGUGCCGGUGAAACAAUUAUUGGAGAGGUCGACAACAGAGAGGUUACUCCAAACAAAGAAGUCAGGAGACCAACGACCCUCUCUACGCCUUCGCCUUCUCUUCGCAGCAUUGGCCCCUCUUCGAUUCAGAGGUCGACGAUUUGUGCGCAGAGAGGAAGUCCAAGAGGGCGCGGCGUGGGGUGGAAAAGCGCUCGGAGGGGCUGAGGGGAUUCCGGCGACGUCCACGCUCAUGGAGGUGCAAGAGUUUGGUGAGAUGACGGAACACGUCGAUGAGGUCAAUUUCGCCCUCGAUGGCCUACGCAAGGGGCAACCUCUGCGGAUCAGAAGGUCGAGUUUGGUUUCGCUCUUGACAAUUUGUUCAACCUCUGAAAUGAGUCUUUUGUCUUGCACUUGUUCUUAGUGUGUGUAGUGGCUAAAGCGUUCUGGUAGGAGACGUUGCCGGAGCCAUGGAAGUCGCUUGACGUCAAGAUCGAGAUCGAGAUUACACUUGAUGCAAUUUUAUGGUGCCACGUCAUAAUUACUGCUUGGUCAGCAUGCUACCAUUAACUAGAUUUAACGUCAUUUACUAAAAUUAACGGUGAAAGUUCCAAUUGACUCAAUUUUAUUAAAAAGAGACUCAAUUGAAAACUUUCAAAAUACGAGGACCCAAUUGAUAUAAACCCACAUAAAAGG
Vigna radiata var. radiata (mung bean) is the source of this 1087-nucleotide messenger RNA. RefSeq lists its product as uncharacterized. The record is from RefSeq and is a predicted model, not a curated record. Lineage: Eukaryota; Viridiplantae; Streptophyta; Magnoliopsida; Fabales; Fabaceae. Gene Ontology annotation, biological process: regulation of chromosome condensation. Bases 414 to 815 code for a protein of 133 amino acids. The transcript has 2 exons.